UGAUGUAAAAAACUCUUAAAAAAUUGUAUAACGUGGAAAAGACAUACAAUUGAAUUGACCACUGCUAAUCUGAAUAAUCUCUCAUUGAUUGGUUUUUCCAAGUCAAAGAUGCCAUCCACUAUGGACAUAUCACACAAAAACCCCUUCCUGCAUAUAUAUGAAAGAUCUCAUUGAUAUUUUAGCAAAAAUAUUUCAUCAUAUCAUAUACUAAGGGGUAAUUACAAUUUUCUUGGAUACAAUGGGAAGAGUUGGAGCAAAUAAUGAAGGGGAAACUCCUCAGCCAGAGAGUAGUGGUACAGAACCAAAUCCUUCACAACCUCAACAGUUCCAAGGAGUACAAGCUGUACUUCAGUCACCAUCACAUUUACCAAUUGGAGCUCCUUGGAGCACUGGUUUAUUUGAUUGUCAUUUGGAUCAAACUAAUGCUGUUAUGACAGCGUUCUUACCUUGUGUUACAUUUGGACAAAUAGCAGAAGUCCUUGAUGCAGGACAAAUGACAUGUCCUUUGGGGACUUUCAUAUACAUGCUGAUGAUGCCUGCUCUUUGCUCUCAGUGGAUCAUGGGCUCAAAGUAUAGAACUCAGUUGAGACAAAGAUAUAGUCUUGUGGAAGCUCCUUAUUCGGACAUAAUUUCCCACAUUUUCUGUCCCUGUUGUGCUCUUUGUCAAGAGUUCAGAGAGCUUCGGAACAAGGGACUUGAUCCUGCUCUAGGGUGGAAUGGUAUAGUUGCUCAGCAACAUUAUGGGAACCAACAAGUGAAUCAAGCUCCCCAAGUACAGUCCAUGUCAAAGUAAAAUUCAAAAUUGUGAAUUUUUGUUUGUUUGAUUUGAGGUUGUAGUGUGUUUAAGUCAUUUUUUGCAACAACCUUGUUUGAAGUUGUAUCCUUAGUCAAUCAGGCUGUGUUAAUUGUUUGAACUAUGUUUCUAUAACUUUGUUUCAAUUAGAUUAUUGUUUUACUGGAA
Capsicum annuum is the source of this 961-nucleotide messenger RNA. Its product is annotated as protein PLANT CADMIUM RESISTANCE 8. Bases 239 to 793 code for a protein of 184 amino acids. The transcript is spliced from 4 exons. NCBI's taxonomy places the organism in Eukaryota, Viridiplantae, Streptophyta, Magnoliopsida, Solanales, Solanaceae. The record is from RefSeq and is a predicted model, not a curated record.